Momordica charantia (bitter melon) is the source of this 669-nucleotide messenger RNA. RefSeq lists its product as uncharacterized. Gene Ontology annotation, cellular component: chloroplast. NCBI's taxonomy places the organism in Eukaryota, Viridiplantae, Streptophyta, Magnoliopsida, Cucurbitales, Cucurbitaceae. The record is from RefSeq and is a predicted model, not a curated record.
CUGCCUCUUCCAUUCAUUUCAUUCAAUCUCAAAUCGCACCGCCUUCCGUUUAUGGCUUCUCUCGCAGUAGCAUUCUCUCCGGCCGCCGGAAGAGUUUUCGCGGCGACGGCUGCCAAGGGCGCCGGCGGAAGCAAGGAGGAGAAAGGACUUCUCGAUUGGAUUUUAGGAGGACUACAGAAAGAGGAUCAGCUUCUCGAGACCGAUCCGAUCCUGAAGAAAGUGGAGGAGAAGAACGACGGCCGGAAAAACUCCGUGCCGGUGCCGCAGAAGAAGAAAGGAGGAUUCGGAGGACUGUUUUCCAAGAAUUGAUUCUCGAUCGAUUGUUAAGGAGUUCAAUCGAACCGACGUCGUGGAGGGACGCCGCUAAUGCAAGGGAGUCACACCGCCGUGGAGGGAUGUCGCCACCGCUACUGUUCGAAUCUGGGGAAUGCAUCGCCAAGCUACUGCAGAUCAUCGUUUAUGGUGGGUUGCGUCGUCACGAGUUUGUCGUUGCUUAGGUGUCGUUAGAAAAAGGGUGGUUUUAGGAAGUUUAUAUGGAAUUUAGUUUAUAUCCGGAUAUAUCUAAGGGUUGUAGUUGGAGAGUAGUUGCUAACAGUAAUUUCAGGAAGUUUAUAUGAAUUUUAGUUCCGUGAUUUUAGGAAAUUUAUAUGGAAUUUAGUUUAUAUCCGA